Messenger RNA from Ctenopharyngodon idella (grass carp), 4332 nucleotides. RefSeq names its product NACHT, LRR and PYD domains-containing protein 3-like. The transcript has 10 exons. Lineage: Eukaryota; Metazoa; Chordata; Actinopteri; Cypriniformes; Xenocyprididae. Gene Ontology annotation, molecular function: protein binding. Bases 958 to 3912 code for a protein of 984 amino acids. The record is from RefSeq and is a predicted model, not a curated record.
ACCAAAAAAAAUCUUAAUUUGUGUUCUGAAGAUGAACAAAGGUCUUGCGAGUGUGGAACGUCAUCAGGGUGAGUAAUUAAUGACAAAAUUCAUUUUUGGGUGAACUAACCAUUUAACUUUUUUUUUUUCCUUCAUUUUUAUUUAUUUAUUUUCUGAAAAUAUGGGGGAACAGUUUUCUUGUUUACGCUUAUUUCAUUUCAAAUUGAAACACAAACAAUGGAAAUAUACAUUUGAUACACAUUUAAUGUCUAAAACACAUAUUCACAAACUUGUAAAACUACUUCUACUAAAAGUUCAGCCCUGUUUCCUGAGAAUGAACCUUUCUGAAUAACAAACCAGAUCAGAGUGAUUACGUGUGUUGACAUGACUGACUGUCAUUCUUCUCAUUCUCACGUCUCGUCCUGGUAGAAGGAAUUUCAGAGCUGUUGUUCAACAGGACAGUUCAGAGAAAGAUCUACAGACAUUAUCUGAUUUCUGUUUUAACAGGUUUAAGUUCUGAAGAAAGCUUCCUCCUCCACAGUUCAUGAAAAUACAGAACUGAAAGAGGUUUCAAAACAACAACUGCUCAAGAUGCCAGUUCAGUGGAGGAAUAGAAAAAUCUACAUCAUUAUUCAUGCUGCAACUCUGUGAAAGGGCAAUGGCGUCUUCAGUUCCUUCAGUGAUUUCUCAAGAGCUGCUUGAGAAAUCACUGAAGGAACUGAAAAAAGCUGAACUGAAGGAGUUUCAGACUCGCUUAGAGAAUAAUCAUGAGUGUAUAUCAAAGUCUGAUAUGGAGAAUGCAGAUAUCAUAGACACAGUGGAUAAGAUGGUGGCAUGUUUUGGACCAGAAGAAGCUGUGAAGAACACAGUGGAGAUCCUGAGGAAGAUAAACCAGAAUAAUCUGGCUGAGCAGCUGGAGAACAAACACAAGCAAGUGAGUGAUCCUCUCUCUCACACACAGAUCAGGCUAAAGGCAAUAUGAUGACUUUUGUCCCCGUUGGAGCUCCUUCUAAAGAGAAAUGUGGCUCAACUGCAGACAACAGUCAGGAUGCUCUUUGUGAUUUCAAAGAUACCAGCCUCAGACUGAAGAACAAAUUAAAACGGGACUACAAGCGGAUAUUGGUUGGUAAUUCACAGACUGGUCAUCGGGAAUACCUGAACAAUAUUUACACUGAUUUAUAUGUGGUGGAGAAUGAUACCGGAGGACGAGUGAACGACCAUGAGGUGAUACAGAUGGAAUCACAUCACAACCGACUGAAUGCCAAAGAGACACCAAUCAAGUGUAAUGACGUGUUUAAAAUCCAGUGUGACACAGGUCAACAAAAUGGAAAAGUACUGACAAUAGGGAUUGCAGGAGUGGGAAAAACUGUCUCUGUCAAUAAAUUCAUCCUUGACUGGGCUGAAGGAAAAGAAAAUCAGGAUAUAGUCUUCAUAUUUCCACUUCCAUUCCGUAGACUUAAUUUGAUUAAAGAAGAGUACAGUCUCAUAGCACUGCUUAACAAAUACUUCUUUAGUAGUCCUGAAGAACUGUCCUCUCUUCCUGAAGAUGACGGUAAGGUCAUGUUUAUCUUUGAUGGGCUGGAUGAAUGUCGCUUCCCUCUGAACUUUGAAGAGGAUGACGCAUGUAUAGAUUUGAAAGAAAAAACAACUGUGAGUAAGAUAAUUACAAACCUUAUCAAUACACAUCUGGUUCCCUCUGCUCUCAUCUGGAUCACAUCCAGACCAGCAGCAGCUGGUCUCAUACCCCGAGACUACAUUGAUAAAGUGACAGAAGUGCGAGGAUUUAACAAUGAGCAGAAAGUGCAAUACUUCAAAAAAAACAGCAGUCCUGAAGUUUCUGAAAACAUUAUCUGUCAUAUAAGGAAAUCCAGGAGCCUGUACAUCAUGUGCCACAUCCCUGUCUUCUGCUGGAUCUCUCUCACUGUUCUUCAGCCUCUACUGGCUCAAGAAAGCAAUGACAAAAUUCCCACAACUCUCACAGGGAUGUACACAAACUUCUUACUUACUCAGCAGCAACAGAUGGAAAAAAAAUACAAAGAUAAUCCUGAACCUAAAGCCAAGGUGAAGUCUUUUGGUAAGAUUAUUCUAAAGCUUGGAAAACUGGCCUUUCAACAGCUGGAGAAAAGACACCUGAUUUUCGACAAAGAAGAUCUUGAGGAAUGUGGACUAGAUGUCAGUGAAGGGUCAUUGUACUCAGGGCUUUGCACCCGGAUGUUUAAGGAGGAAAAGAUUGAGAAAAUAGAAGUUUACAGCUUCGUACAUCUCAGCGUACAGGAAUUCCUUGCUGCUCUCUAUGUGUUUUUGAUUGGCAAAGACAAGAAAGCAAACCCAUUUGUUAAAUCCUGGAGAGAAAAUCUGACAUGGAAACUCUCCAAAAAGCCACUGUUUCAGCUUCAUAAGACUGCGAUCAACAAGGCUUUACUCAGUGAGAAUGGACACCUGGACCUUUUCCUCCGGUUCUUUCUUGGUCUCUCUCUGGAAUCCAAUCAGAGAGACCUAAAGUUAAUGCUGCCCAAACUGAAACUAAAAACAGAGAACAUUAAAGACACUGUUGACUAUAUCAAACAGAAAAUAGAGACAGAAAAAUCAGUAGAGAGGACCAUCAAUCUCUUCCACUGUCGGAGUGAACUGAAAGAUGACUUUGUGGAGGAAAUCCAGAAGAAUCUGAGCUCAGGAAAUCUUUCAGCACAGAAUCUCUCCUCUGCUCAGUGGUCUAGCCUGGUGUUUGUGCUCCUGAUGUCAGAAGAGGCUCAAGAGAAGUUUGAACUGCAAAAAUACAGAAGAUCUGAUGAAGCACUAAUGAUAAUGCUGCCAGUCAUCAAAAACACCAGAAGAGCACUACUACAGAGCUGUAAUCUCACUUCUCAGUCUUGUAAAAGUUUGUUAUCAGUUUUACAAUCCUCAAACUGUUUUCUGAGAGAGCUCGACCUGAGUAACAAUGACCUGCAGGAUUCAGAAGUUAAGCUUCUUUCUGAUGGACUGAAGAGUCUAAAAUGUCAGCUGGAGAUACUGAGAUUUUCCAAAUGUAAUCUCACUGCUCAGUGUUGUGAGAGUUUAUCAUCAGUUUUACAAUCCUCAAUCUGUGUUCUGAGAGAGCUGGACCUGAGUAACAAUGACCUGCAGGAUUUAGGAGUGAAGCUCCUUUCUGAUGGACUGAAGAGUCCAAACUGUCAGCUGGAGAUAUUGAGAUUGUCUGGCUGUAUGGUGACAGAGGAAGGCUGUCAUUAUGUGUCUUCAGCUCUGAGUUCAAACUCCUCACACCUGAGAGAGCUGGAUCUAAGCUACAAUUACCCAGGAGAUUCAGGAGUCAAGCUGCUCACCGAUACACUCAUCCAUCAAAACCGCCCACUGGAUAAACUCAAUGUGGAUCACGGGGGAGAGAUCAGGAUUACAGCAGGACUACACAAAUAUUCCCAUCAGCUCAAUCUGGAUCUGAACACAGUGAAUGAACACCUCUGUCUGUCUGAGGAUAACAGAGUGAUUACUUACACUGACACAGAUCAGCCGUAUCCUGAUCAUCCAGACAGAUUUGAUUAUGCUGAACAGGUGUUGUGUAGAGAGAGUGUGUGUGAACGCUGUUACUGGGAGAUUGAGUGGAGUGGUAAAUAUGUGCAUAUAUCAGUGUCAUAUAAGAGCAUCAGGAGGAAGGGACGGGGUAAUGAGUGUGGGUUUGGAGGUAAUAAUCAGUCCUGGAGUUUGUUCUGCACUUCCUCCAGUUGCUCAUUCAGACACAAUGACAUACAGACUGAACUCCCUGUAAAGCCCAUCAUCAGCAGUAGAAUAGGAGUGUAUGUGGAUCACAGUGCAGGAACUCUGUCCUUCUACAGAGUCUCUGGAGACACAAUGAGCCUCAUCCACACAGUCCAGACCACAUUCACUCAACCGCUCUAUCCUGGGUUUUAUGUUUAUAAUGGAUCAGUGAAACUGUGUUGAUGAAUCAGAAUACACUGUGUGCAGAAUUAUUAGGCAAGUUGAUUUUCUGAUCAUAUUUUUUUUCCCCAAGCACAUUUACCAAUUCCAAACCACAUCGAUCUUAAUAACUACUAUUAAUAUUGUAUUUAAUCAUUUAUAAGUGAUAUAUAAUUGUUCAUGAAGGCUGGAAAUGAAAAAUGCCUUAUAUUCAGGUGUGCAUAAUUAUUAGGCAGGUUUUCUUUUACAGGCAAAAUGAGCCAAAAAAGAGAUUUAACUCAGACUGAAAAGUCAAAAAUUAUUAAAUGCUCAUGAGAAGGACGCAAUACUAAUGCAAUACUAGAGAUUGCAAAGUUAAGGCAUGACCAAUGGACAGCAAAAUGCUCAUUGGGUCAGCGGGGUCAUACAAAAACAGGUGGAGAAGAAAAGACACACGUUACCUGC